AACCACAGACUGCUCCCGGUGUCCUGCAGCGCUGUCUGCGGCGACCGUGGCAGCAACGCCCAGCACCCCUUGUCUGCGGGACCUUGGUGCUGCCGUGCAUAAUUGACCACAAACAGCAUAGAUGAAAAACUGAGCUUCAUAUAACUUUUCUGAUGCCAGCAUGCACUCAAGCAGCUCUUCAGUAUCGUUCCCCACCACCGCUCAGUGCAGGAGGCUGCAGGGGAGCCUCACAUACCGAUCUAUAUUAAGCGAUUCUCCCUCCUAUCCUUCGCCGUUACCGACCGCGCCCUUUUGUGUUCUUGAAGACUCACCGAGGACUCCUUGUGGAAUGCAACGUCCGUGGUCGUGAAAUGAUGUGAAGGUCGUCGAGUCAUUGCAAUAGACUCCUUCAGGAUAUAAGAGCGAGCCAGAGUCCUCUUGGCCACACACCAGCAUCUCUCCCCUGAGGAACAACACAGGCAAUGAGGGCUCAGACUGUCCUGGCAGUGGUGGCGGCGGUGCUCCUGGGGCUGGCGUCAGCGGAGGCUGACCCCAAGGCUGACCCCGGCGGCAUCGGCUUUGGCCUUCAGGGGGGCGUAGGCUUGCGCUACAAUGUCGGGUUUGGCCUGGGACACGGCCUGGGAUACGGCUUGGGCGGCGGCCUGGGAGGCGGGCUGGGCUAUGGCCUGAACUAUGGCUACGGCCUUGGCCUGGGAGGCGGCCUCGGGUACGGCCGCAGGAAGCGUGAGGCGGAGCCGACGGCUGAGGCUGACCCCACCUACGUCUCGGCCCACACCAACAAUCACCAACAGAGCUUCAACGCCUUCAUUCCUCCCUUCAUUGGCGGCGGCCUGGGCAUCGGGGGCUACGGCGGCUAUGGCGGCCUGGGCUACGGCGGCUAUGGCGGCUACGGGCUGGGAGGCGGCCUCGGGUACGGCCGCAAGAAGCGUGAGGCGGAGCCGACGGCUGAGGCUGACCCCACCUACGUCUCGGCCCACACCAACAAUCACCAACAGAGCUUCAACGCCUUCAUUCCUCCCUUCAUUGGCGGCGGCCUGGGCAUCGGGGGCUACGGCGGCUACGGUGGUUUUGGCGGCUACGGGCUGGGAGGCGGCCUCGGGUACGGCCGCAAGAAGCGUGAGGCGGAGCCGACGGCUGAGGCUGACCCCGUCCUUGUUUCGGCCCACAAGAACCACCACCAGCAAAGCUUCAACGCCUUCAUUCCUCCCUUUAUUGGCGGCGGCCUGGGCAUCGGGGGCUACGGCGGCUACGGUGGCUAUGGCGGCUACGGCGGCUAUGGCGGCUACGGGCUGGGAGGCGGCCUCGGGUACGGUCGCAAGAAGCGUGAGGCGGAGCCGACGGCUGAGGCUGACCCCACCUACGUCUCGGCCCACACCAACAAUCACCAACAGAGCUUCAACGCCUUCAUUCCUCCCUUCAUUGGCGGCCUGGGCUACGGCGGCUAUGGCGGCCUGGGCUACGGCGGCUACGGCGGCCUGGGCUACGGCCGCUAAGGGCUUGGCGGAGGCUACCUCGGUUAGUGCUGCACAUCAGCCACCCGAGGCGACGCUGACCACCGGCGGCUGGGCCAGAGGAAACCCCCGAAGCAACACAUUUCAUGCUGCUUUGUUCUCUGAAGAAACGACUUACAACAUUUUCUGAUUAAACACACGCUAUAGUUA
Messenger RNA from Eriocheir sinensis (Chinese mitten crab), 1661 nucleotides. Its product is annotated as shematrin-like protein 2. Lineage: Eukaryota; Metazoa; Arthropoda; Malacostraca; Decapoda; Varunidae. The record is from RefSeq and is a predicted model, not a curated record. The transcript has 3 exons. Bases 462 to 1493 code for a protein of 343 amino acids.